Messenger RNA from Rhagoletis zephyria (snowberry fruit fly), 2685 nucleotides. RefSeq names its product kelch-like protein 5. The record is from RefSeq and is a predicted model, not a curated record. Gene Ontology annotation, molecular function: protein binding. Lineage: Eukaryota; Metazoa; Arthropoda; Insecta; Diptera; Tephritidae.
UUCACUUUUCUGCUAUUGUACGCGUUUCCUGUAGUAAAUGCAAUUAAAUAACUUUGCUAGUCCAAAUAUAUGGAAUCAGGAAAAGCAGCUUCAAUAGGUUUAGUUGCCUCAAAAGCAACGCACGUCAAAAAUAAAUACGCGCAAUAAGGAAGUGGAACGCUUAGUUUUGUUAACUCCAACGCUUUGUAAAGUGCAUUUAAUUGGUCGCCGCUGCGCUGCUCGCUGCCAUUUCUCUGCUGCAGUUCAAAGUGUUGGUGCUCUUUUUUUGUUUACCCCAUUGACGUGCAAUCUAGAGAAAUUAACAACAGAAAAUAGCAGUUUUCCAACAAAAAACAAAUUUAAUAAGGGCACUGGCAGCUUAUAAAAAUUAAUAACGCACUUCCCGACAAUAAAUUGCUUUGAUAAACAUAUUUGCAUACACGCAAAUAAACUUAUUACUGGAAUACAUUGUGGCACGAAAAUGUCUACUAACAAAGAUAGUCCCAGUCGUGACUCCAUGACGUCCUCUUCAGCACCCAUAUCUCUAAUGGCCGAUGGAGAUUCCAUUACGCGUGACUACAGCUUGGGCAGCCUUACAUCUGCAGUAAGUCAAGAUGAAUAUUUCCGAUGCCGUGAUCAUGCGGAAAGCGUAUUAAAACGUUUGCAGUUGUACUUGGAUAGCCAGCAGCUUUGCGAUGUAGUCCUAAUAGCUGGAAUUGACGGCAAGAGAGUGUCUGCCCAUCGUGUAGUAUUAUCAGCAUCGAGCGCCUACUUUGCAGCCAUGUUCACCGGUUCAUUGCGUGAAACCAAAGAGCAGGAAGUCACGCUUGGCGAAGUACAUGGCGAUGCAUUGCAAAUACUAAUACAAUACUGUUAUACGGGAUACAUUGAAUUGCGCGAAGAUACUGUAGAAACGCUUUUAGCCACUGCCUGCUUGCUACAGUUGAACGCUGUAGUUACUGCCUGCUGCAAUUUUCUCGCCCGCCAACUACAUCCAUCAAACUGCCUAGGUUUUGCCUUUUUUGCCGAAAGGCAGAGCUGCACAACCCUACUGCGUCUAGCCAAAUCCUACACAUGCCAGCAUUUCAUGCAGGUAUGUAAAAAUCAAGAAUUUCUUCAACUCGACUCCGAGCAGCUCGGCAAAUUAAUAUCCAGUGAUGAUCUCAAUGUUCCCACCGAGGAGGAUGUAGUGCACAGUCUAAAGAUGUGGGUGCAACAUGAUCCUGUCAAUCGGGAGAAACACAUUCCUGAGUUGUUGGCAUUGGUGCGAUUACCGCUGCUGAAACCCUCGUUCAUCAUGGAUCACGUUGAAACGCUUUGCAGCUCGAAUGAAUGCCAACAACUUGUAAUGGAAGCGCUAAAGUGGCACUUAUUGCCUGAACGACGAAAUUUGUUAGCUUUGAUUGCAUCGGAACGAACAAAGCCGCGUAAAUCGACGGUUGGUCGUUUACUCGCUGUGGGCGGAAUGGAUGCACAUAAGGGCGCUAUAAGUAUUGAAAGCUACUGCCCGUACGCCGACAAGUGGUCUGUGUGGAAGAAUAUGCCCGCACGCCGUUUACAAUUCGGUGUAGCUGUGAUGGAUGAUAAGUUAGUGAUAGUGGGCGGCCGCGAUGGUUUAAAAACGCUCAAUACAGUAGAGAGUUUAGACUUAAACACAAUGGCGUGGACAGCGCUGAAUCCUAUGGGUACACAUCGCCACGGCUUAGGUGUAGCCGUGCUGGAAGGCCCACUUUAUGCAGUUGGUGGGCAUGAUGGCUGGAGUUAUUUGUCAACUGUAGAGCGUUGGGAUCCAACCACACGCACUUGGAGCUACGUAGCGUCUAUGUCUUCCAUGCGGUCUACUGCUGGAGUUGCAGUGCUUGGUGGACGUUUGUAUGUCGUUGGCGGGCGAGAUGGUUCCGUAUGUCAUCGUUCAAUCGAAUGCUACGAUCCACACACAAACAAAUGGACUAUGCGCGCACCUAUGAAUAAACGGCGGGGAGGUGUGGGGGUGACCGUUUCAAAUGGAUUUUUAUAUGCGCUGGGUGGGCACGAUUGCCCAGCCAGUAAUCCUUCUGUCUGUCGCACAGAUACAGUUGAGCGUUACGACCCAGCUACGGACUCGUGGACUUUGAUCUGUUCGCUAAAUGCUGGACGCGAUGCCAUUGGCUGCGCAUUGCUGGGCGAUCGCCUAAUGGCUAUUGGCGGUUACGAUGGCAAUCACUACUUGAAGACUGUUGAAGUAUACAACGCUGAGACAAACGAGUGGACACAAGCUGCACCGCUGACAUACAGUCGUGCUGGCGCUUGCGUUGUAGCAAUACCGAAUAUAAUACCACCUACGCCACCACUACCCAAUGCAACAAAGAAAUGGAAACCGGUCAGAUUGAAUCCGAUGUGCUACAGACGCACCGUUGAAUUUGUCGAUUAUUACAACCUUUAAGCAACUAAAUACAACAAAUUUUAAAUUUUUUAUCAUACAUACAUACAUAUUUUUUUACCAUACGAGUAUUUAGAUUUAAGGAUCAACAACAAACAAUUUUUAAUAUUAUAAUGGAUUUUUACUUCGCAUACGCGUAUACAUACACAGCCAUGCCCAUAUAUAGAUGCAUAUGUGUAUUUAUGUAUAAAUAGGAAGUAUGUGUGCUCGAAACCUAAUUUUUGAAUUUACGAACAUGAGUAUUUAUUUCUUUAAUAAAAAAGCACAUUUUGCAUGUACAAAAUUCA